Molecule: messenger RNA, 582 nt
Organism: Trichophyton rubrum CBS 118892
Lineage: Eukaryota; Fungi; Ascomycota; Eurotiomycetes; Onygenales; Arthrodermataceae
Exons: 1
Coding region: 1-582 (193 amino acids)
Source: RefSeq, a predicted model, not a curated record
AUGACUAAUCUCUUAUCUUUAUCAAAGCGGCCGACAGGGAAAAGAAGUCGAAAAGAAGCAAGAAAGACGAACAAACGAGCAAAGAUGGCGCGUGGGAGCAGGAUAAUCGCAGAUGGUGGUGCGGAUGGAGGGGCUGCAGCUGUUGAGACUGAUGCUACACCCCAGGAAGAUUCACAGGCUUACAACUCGGAGGAAGACUCGGACUUCGACGAGCAAGCAGCAGCUCAAGACGCGGCGGAGAGCGCAUCAGAAGCUGAAGGAGAAGGGGGAGAUGUGGACAGCGAGAGACCAAGGAAAAAGAGGCGACUCUCUGGUGAAGGUAAUGAGGCAGAUGCGGACAGUGACGAGGAGUUCGCGGAACCUGAGCUGGAGUCCGGAGACGAAGCUAUGAUACAACAUGCGAAGGAGAAGAAGGAAAAGAGACGGGCCCAGAAAACUGGCAGUGGAGCUGCAAACGGUGCAGCAGGCAGUGAAAGUGAUGACUUUGACACAGAUGACGAUGAUGAGGGUGGCGAGGGAGGAUUUGUUCGCACUCGAAGGAUGCGCAUGAGGGUGUAUGUGUCCCGUGUUUUCUAUCUAUAA